Emericellopsis atlantica is the source of this 1825-nucleotide messenger RNA. Its product is annotated as lactose permease. NCBI's taxonomy places the organism in Eukaryota, Fungi, Ascomycota, Sordariomycetes, Hypocreales, Bionectriaceae. Gene Ontology annotation, cellular component: membrane. The coding region runs from base 107 to 1768 and encodes 553 amino acids. The transcript has 2 exons. The record is from RefSeq and is a predicted model, not a curated record. Gene Ontology annotation, molecular function: carbohydrate:proton symporter activity. Gene Ontology annotation, biological process: transmembrane transport; carbohydrate transport.
GACUAUAUAAGGACCAAAGCUGGACCUCGAGGGUGGUCCAGCUUUGUACUCUUGACGCACUCACAUGUGCCCGCUGUUUGACUGAAGCAAAACUGCACUGUCCAUCAUGAAGAAAAGCGCCGACAUCCAGGAGCAGCCCGCAGUGGCUGUGUCCACAGGGUUCGACGAUGACCUCCAAAAGCCCGACCUGACCCAGCGCCACGGCGUCAAGCAGAUGGACGUUGAGUCCACCGCUCUCGCAGACGCCAUCGCCAAGGAUGCGCCAGACUACAGGUCCACCACGCAGAUCAAGCUGUACGCCAUGAUGGCGCUCUGCGUCCUGAACGGCAUUAUGAAUGGCUACGACGGCUCCGUCAUGAGUGCCAUCAAUGCCAUGGAUCCCUUUCAAGACCGCUUCAAGAUUGGCAUGACCGGCAACUUGAACGGUGCCGUGUUCUCCAUCUACACCGCUGGCAGCAUCGUGGGCAGCCUGGGCUGCGGCUUCAUCAUGGACAAAUGGGGCCGUCGUGCGGGCAUGUUCAUGGGUGCCGGUUUCAUCGUCCUCGGCUCCGUGCUGCAGGCUAGCAGCCACCACCUCCCCCAGUUCAUGAUCGGCCGCUUUAUUGUCGGGUUCGGCAACCCCAUGUGCGCGACGACUGCCGCCGUCUUCAUCGUCGAGCUAUCCUACCCCACGUGGCGAGGUUUGGCUGGUGGACUGUACAAUGUGCUCGGAUGGAACAUUGGUGCCAACAUCGCUUCCUGGGGCUGCUAUGGCACCAACUACAUUGCCAACGACUGGUGCUGGAGGAUCCCCUACAUCAUCCAGCUCUUCUUCCCCGCGGUCGUCUUCUGCCUCGUCUGGUUCCUGCUCCCCGAGAGCCCCCGCUGGCUCUGGGCCAACGGACAAGCCGAUCGUGCUAGGGAAAUCUUGGUCAAGUACCAUGGCAACAAUAACCCGGACUCGGCUCUCGUCAAGCUCGAGAUUAUCGAAAUGCAGGAGGCUCUCGAGGCCGAGGAGGCGACCAGCAACCGGAACCUGAACUACAAGGUCCUCGUCGACAACCGGCCCAACCGCCUCCGCCUGUGGCUCCUGUGCCUCGUCGCCGUCUUUGCCAACUUCAUCGGUGGCUCCGUUAUCUCGUACUACCUGCCUGUCAUGGUCAACGACAUUGGUAUCACAGACUCCCGCCGCCAGCUGCUGAUCAACGGUAUCAACACCAUCGUCAGCUUCAUAGCCGGUCUCUUCGGCUCCUUCUUCGUCGACAAGUUCGGCCGUCGUCCUUUGUUUCUGUGGGGCACGUUCCUCACCGGGCUCGUCUACAUCCCGAUCAACGUGCUGGCGGCCCGUGCAGAGGGCUACGACGAGGGCGCCAUCCCUCGGUCGCAGGCAUACGCCUUCAUCGCCAUGGUGUUCAGCUACGGCAUCUUCUGGGGCUUCUGCUGGACGCCUCUGCAGGCCCUGUACCCAGCGGAGAUCCUGAACAACGAGAUCCGCGCCAAGGGGAUGGGUGUCAAGGGUCUCCUGACGGGCCUGUCGAGUUACAUCAACACGUACGGCACCUCGGUGUCGCUCAAGAACAUUGGCUGGAAGACCUACACCAUCUUCCUCAUCCUCCACUUUGUGCACAACGCGCUCAUGUGGUGGUCGUGCGUGGAGACCAAGGGACGCACGUUGGAGGAGAUUGACGAGAUCUUCAACGACCCCAAGCCGGUCAAGAGAAGUCUGCAGAAGACGACAAUCAUCUCUGAAGCGGGUGCGGGUAUCCAGAUCAAGGAGGAGAGCGCGUGAGGGGUCUGCUGUGGGAACUGGAGGUCUAUUUGAAUUCCGGGAGUUCACGGAUCGUUU